Molecule: messenger RNA, 3743 nt
Organism: Salvia hispanica
Lineage: Eukaryota; Viridiplantae; Streptophyta; Magnoliopsida; Lamiales; Lamiaceae
Source: RefSeq, a predicted model, not a curated record
UAGGUGAAAUCGAACCCCCAUCCUUCUAAAGCCCACCUAAAUCUUCUCCCUUUUUCAUGUUAGAAUCAUCCCGCUCCUCGCCAUAUUUCUUCCUCAAUUAAUUCUUCUUCUUCUUCUUCUUCUUCUUCUUUUUUCUUGCUCUAAUUAAUCUUACGCCACAGCAGCUGUGGCUCUGCAUUCACCAAACGGGGCUUCUUCGCUUCUAGCCCAAUAAAUUGGUCAUUUGCCUGAAAUGGCGAAUAACCCCCAGUCUGCAGGAAUGCAGCCUCGUAUAACUGGUCACAUUCCUCCUCCAAAUUCUCUUCCACCCAUGUCAAUGCAAUUUCGUCCCAUGAUUCCACCACCACCAUCACAGCCAUUUGGUCCAAUGGCUCCUCAGCAAUUCCAGCCAGGUGGUCAGUCAAACAUAGGGAUGCCUCCUCAUCCUCCCCAACUCCAGUAUCCUCAAGCAGUGCCACCUCUACCAUCUCAGCUACCUCCACCAUCACAGCCGCCUCCACCAUCACAGCCGCCUCCACCAUCUCAGCCACCUCUGCCAUCACAGCCACCGCCACAAAGAGCGGGUCUUCCAGGGCAUAGUUUGCCUCAAGGACCACCACCACCUCCACAGCCCGAUUUCCAGCACAACAGAGUUGUGAUGUCUGCUUCUCCCGCACAACUACAAUUCUCUAAUAAUUACAUGCAAAGUUAUGGUGGUCCAAGAGUCCCUCAUAUGCCAUACAACUUAUCAUCAUCAUCUGGGGGUCAACAACAAAUGAAUGUAGCCCCUAGUGUUCAGCACCUACCAAUGUCCCAAACAGAUACGCCAAACUUCCCUUCUGGAGGACAAUCUUGGUUUCCUUCUGGGAGUCAAGAUAUGCAAUCAACUAUGAUUAUGCAACAAACUGUGGAGCCAAGUUCUGGAGAACAAGCUUGGUUUUCAACUGGGAACCAGAACAUAAAGCCUCUAACGCCUUUGCAGCAGAAUGGGGAGCAAAACUCUGCAGGACAACAGUGGUUGCCAGAUGGAACUCAUAAUACCAAAUUUGCGACUCCUCAGUUGGCCGAGGAACGAAGUGCUGGAGUGGUGAAAAAUACUAUGCCUGGUGGCCCUGACCUGGAUGAGAAAGCUUCUUUGGAUUGGAGAGAACACACGACUCGUGAAGGGAAAAAAUACUUCUACAACAAAAGGACAAGGAUUUCUUCAUGGGAGAAGCCAUUAGAGUUGAUGACACCAACUGAGAGGGCUGAUGCAUCUACGGACUGGAGAGAAUUUACUAGUCCUGAGGGGAGAAGGUUUUACUUCAAUAAGGUGACUAAACAAUCUAAAUGGCGUAUGCCAGAUGAAGUCAGGUCAUCUCGUGAGCGGAUGAAUACAACUCUGCAUGAAGAAACACCCACAGUAAGAGAUGCUGAUUCACAUGCUUCUGCUGCUCUUUCCGCCUCUGCAAAUGAAGCAUCAACUCCCAAUACAAAUAAUUUAUCUGUGUUGCCCCAAGAAGUGGUGGUGUCAAGCCCUGUGUCGGAAACACCUGCUGUUGAUCCUGAACAUGCAGUGGCUUCUGAACUAUCAAUCACACAAGAGGACACUGCUAAUUUAGCAUCAGAUGACACGCCGCUGCAUGCUCCACAGGAAAUUGCUGCAUCAGUGGUUCUAUCAGACACACCUGCACCUACUGCUACCCCCACUGCCAUAACUUCGCCUAUGGAAAUGCCAGAUAAAUCUCCUCAGGAGGCUGCAUCUUCUUCCAUAAAAACUUCUGGUGGGGUUACAGAGGAAGAAAAUAAAACUGCAGUGAGUGGAGGCAUUAAUGCACCCGAAUGGAAAAAGCUAGAGCAUGUCCCUGUGGUUUAUGAGAGUAAAGAGGAGGCAAAGAAUGCUUUUAAAGCUCUUUUGGAGUCUGCUAAUGUUGGGUCUGACUGGACUUGGGACCAGGCCAUGAGAGUGAUAAUAAAUGACCGGAGAUAUGGUGCACUAAGGUCUCUUGCAGAGAGGAAGCAAACUUUCAAUGAGUUUGUAGGGCAAAGGAAAAAACAGGAAGCUGAAGAGAGACGUUUUAGACAGAAGAAAGCAAGACAAGAUUUCAAGAAAAUGUUACAGGAAGCUAAAGAUUUGACAUCAUCGACGAGAUGGAGCAAAACAAUAUCUAUGUUUGAGAAAGACGAACGUUUUCAAGCUAUUGAACGGGCUAAAGACUGCGAAGACAUCUUUGAAGAGCAUUUAGAGGAGCUUAAGAAAAAGGAACGAGCAAAGGCUUUGGAGGAGCAUAAGCGUCAUAAAUCGGAAUAUUUGGAAUUUCUAAAAUCCUGUGACUUUAUCAAGGCAAGUAGCCAAUGGCGAAAAGUGCAACACCGUGUAGAAGCUGAUGAGAGAUGCUCACGCCUUGAAAAGAUAGAGCGCCUGGAAAUCUUCCAGGAAUACAUUAGAGAUCUAGAGCAGGAAGAAGAGGAACAAAGAAAAUUGCGAAUGGAGGAACAGAGGAAAGCAGAGCGUAAAAAUCGCGAUGAGUUUCGGAAGCUACUGGAAGAACAUGUAGCGAAUGGCAUUCUUACAGCCAAUUCUCGUUGGCGAGAGUAUAGCACAAAGAUUAAAGAUGCUCCUGCAUUUCUAGCUAUAUCUUCAAAUGAAGCAGGCUCCUCUUCCAAAGAUCUAUUUGAUGAUGUUAUAGAUGACCUUGAGAAACAGGUAGUUGAUGUAGUCUAUUUUCCAUUUAUGCCUUUGGAGCUGUUCUUGUAUUCUUCUAAUUUUUUUGAGGAUUCACCUAGAUUAUUGAGUAAGAGUCACUCAAUGAAAUCUGUAUCAGAUAUCAACCUGAAGCUCAUAUUUGAUGAGCUAAUGGAAUUUGCCAAGGAGAAAGAGGAUAAAGAAGCUAAGAAGCAUAAGCGCCUCACGGAAGAUGUUUAUCGCUUCUUUUUUACUUCAAAGGAAAUAUCAUCAUCUUCCAAGUGGGAGGACUGCAAAUUUCUUGUUGAAGAUAGGUUUGUUGGGGAAGAGAGCUUUUUUGAGGAAAUUUUCAAUAAAGUCAUUCUUGAUCUUAAAGAAACGAAGGAAAAGGAGCGAAAGCGGAAAGAGGAAAAGGCUAAAAAGGAGAGAAAAGAUAAAGAGAGGAGGGAAAAAAGUAGAAGAAGUAAAGACAGAGGAAGUGGUAGCAGAAAGACUAAAGACAGACGCAAGAUUGAUGGAACAGAUAGCGACGGAUCUGAUUCGUAUAGUCUAGAAGAGACAAAAAGUUCGAGGGACAGGAGCAGGAGGCAUAAGAAGAGGCAUUCAGAUGACACGAGUUUCGAUGAUGACGAGAAAGACCGUCAGAGAUCUCAUAGACACAAUGCUGAUUCCAAAAAGCCGAAGAAGGCGGAAAGGCAAUCGUCAAGUGGUGAAGCAGAAACGCACAGCCAAAGCAAGAAACAGAAGAGGGACCACAGGGAUGGUUCAAAUAAACAUACUGAUAACGAGGAACAUAAAAUCCGGGAAUUUGGUGAGGAUGGAGAAGUCCAGUAGCUUCUGCAAGCUGCACAACUAAUGUGCGUGUGCUAUUAAUUUGUCUGUUGUCUGUUUACUACAUUAUAACUCCCAUAGGAUUCUUUAGUUUCUGUCGGUCCUCAACCUAUAGCAGUUUAACCUUAUCGAACUGCUCUGUUAGUUAGUCUCUACAGUUUACCUUUUAGAUUCUAGCCAGUGAUGGUAACUUCAUUUUUAAUGAUAUAAUCAUAGUUGGUUUUCUAGUGGCAUUUUUGCUGCACUUUGAGGGGCCAUUUUGCUCAAA